AAGAAGGCGGGUCUUAAGAACCAGUGGAGUUGGCUGCCGCUUUGAAGAUGCUCCGCGUGUGGGGUAAAAUGCGGCGUGGACGUUUGAGUCAUUGCUAUUUAUCCACUUUUGGAAAACGUCCACGUUUGUCAUGACGUCCCCGAAGAGUAGUAACGUUUAGCUUGUAUGAGAUGAUGGAACAAGUGACAGAAUACAGAUUCUGUGGGAAAUGUAAAGCAGCCUGUGGAUUUCACAGUUAUGACCUGAGAAGCAUCUUCACAUGGCGUCUGCUGCAGACCGUGGCCAUGGGUCAGGUUCUGUCCCUGCUGAUCUGCGGCACGGCGGUGAGCUGCCAGUUCCUGGCCGACGCCGGGGUGAGGACGCCCAUGCUGCAGAGCUUCCUCAACUACGCCCUGCUGCUCCUCACCUACACCCUCGUCCUGUGCACCCGCAAAGGUGAGGGCAACAUCCUGAAGAUGCUGAGGACCAAGUGGUGGAAGUACCUGCUGAUGGGUUUAGCAGAUGUGGAGGCCAACUAUGCUGUUGUGAAGGCUUACCAGUUCACCACCUUAACUAGCAUACAGCUGCUGGACUGCUUUGUGAUCCCGGUGCUCAUGCUGCUCUCCAGGCUCUUCCUGAAGACGCGCUACAGGCCGGUGCACUUCGUGGCGGUGGCGGUGUGUCUGCUGGGGGUGGGGGCCAUGGUUGGAGCAGACAUUCUCGCUGGAAGGAACGAGGGUUCAACAAACAACGUGAUGCUGGGUGACGGCCUGGUGCUGCUCAGCGCCGUCCUGUACGCGGUUUCCAACCUGUGUCAGGAGCACACCGUGAAGAACCAGAGCCGGGUGGAGUUCCUGGGCAUGAUGGGUCUGUUCGGGACGCUCAUCAGCGGGCUGCAGCUCGCCGUGCUGGAGACUCAUGAGGCGACCUUCAGAGACUGGAGCGCUUCCAUCUUCAUGCUGUUUGCGGUCUACGCCCUGUGCAUGUACGCGCUGUACAGCUUCAUGCCGGUGGUGGUGAAGAUGACCAGCGCCACCGCCGUCAACCUGUCUCUGCUCACCGCCGACCUCUUCAGCCUCUUCUGCGGCCUGUUCCUCUUCAACUAUAAGUUCUCGGCUCUCUACAUCAUUUCGUUUGUUGUCAUAACAACGGGCUUCAUCCUGUUCAACGCAUUCCCGACAAACUCAUCUCCGCCUGAAAACCCAGCGGAAUCGGACGACCGCGCGGCGGCGAACCCGUCACUCCGCCCUCUGCCUUCUGGCAUAGACGUUGGUGCGACCGAGGCGUUUGAUGCUGCAACGGCUCUGUGACCACUGAGAGGUCAGCAAACGUUGAACACGUUUGACCUCAAGACAAACUCCUUAUCAAGAAAACGUGCCCGAAGGACGACAACCUGUAGGGGGCGCUGUUAUGAUUUUACAUAAAACUGGUCUGACGUACUGUUCACAAACAAACUGUUUACAUCCAUUUAUUCAUGGAAAAAGUGAUUUUUAGUUUGUUCUUUCUGGAAAUCUGUGUCUCAACUGAAAGUUUGCCAAAAGUGAAGCAUGUAGUCUACAAGUUCAAGUUUAAAUUAUUAAAAUCCUUUUUUCUAUUGUC
Messenger RNA from Oryzias latipes (Japanese medaka), 1578 nucleotides. It is a transcript of the gene slc35f2, whose product is annotated as solute carrier family 35 member F2. Lineage: Eukaryota; Metazoa; Chordata; Actinopteri; Beloniformes; Adrianichthyidae. The record is from RefSeq and is a predicted model, not a curated record. Gene Ontology annotation, cellular component: membrane. Gene Ontology annotation, biological process: transmembrane transport. Gene Ontology annotation, molecular function: transmembrane transporter activity.